UAUAUUCUCCCCCAAACCAGUGGAAGUGUCAGCCUGCUCUCACUUGAUUGAGCACACUACACUUUUCUGCUCGCGCGCGACGCGGCGUGCGGACAGUCAGUCUGUUUCCAUCUCCAAUGGCCGCCAUGGCCACCAACACUUCCGGCCCUGUUCCGUUCACGGACGUGGACGACGGCACGGUGCCGAAGCGCCCAGCCAAGGAGGAGUUCGGGGACCUCGUCGCAGCGCUGCCGCGCAAGCAUCAGGCCGGCCUGGAGCUGCGCCUGUACCAGGGAUUCUGGCUGCCGGACCACUGGGUCGCGGGCACCGUGGUCUUCCAGCGCCGCUUCGCCCCGCGCCCCGACGACGUGAUCCUGGCCAGCUACCCCAAGUGCGGCACCACGUGGCUCAAGGCGCUGGCGUUCGCCACCAUGACGCGCGACGCGUACCCGGCGCCGGCGCAGCACCCGCUGCUCCGCCUCAACCCGCACGACUGCGUCCCGUUCCUGGACGAGAUCUUCGCGGACGGGCAGGAGGCCAAGCUGGAGAGGCUCCCGUCGCCGCGCCUCAUGAACACGCACAUGCCGCACACCCUGCUCCCCGAGUCGGUCAUCGCCGGGUGCAAGGUGGCGUACGUCUGCAGGGAUCCCAAGGACAUGGUGGUGUCGCUGUGGCACUUCCUCCGGCGCCGGCAGCCGGAGCUCCCGUUCGCGGAGCUGUUCGAGCACGUGUGCGACGGCGCCGUGGCCGUCGGCCCGAUCUGGGACCACGUGCUCAGCUACUGGCGCGCGAGCCUCGCGCGGCCCGACAGGGUGCUCUUCCUCAGGUACGAGGACCUGCUGCUGGACACGGGGAAGCACGUCAGGCGGCUGGCGGAGUUCAUGGGGCGGCCGUUCUCGCCCGCCGACGAGGGCGCCGUGGAGGCGGUGGUGGAGCUGUGCAGCUUCGAGAAGAUGAAGGGGCUGGAGGUGAACAAGAAGGGCUCGGCGGGGGCGUACCACGCCAUGCCCCGGGACUCUUUCUUCAGGAAAGGGGUCGCCGGCGACUGGGUGAACCACAUGACGCCGGAGAUGGCGACGCGGCUGGAUGAGGUCGUCCGUGACAAGUUUCGCGGCACGGGGCUCGCGGCUCCGUGAUCGGGACAAUCUGCAUGCGUGAUUCGAUUGUACUGUAUGCUUGGCUGCUGGCGCACGUUUGAUUUAGAAUAAAGAGAUGCUGUUCUCGGCACAAUCACUGCAUACAUCAUCGAAUAAAGGUUUUAACUAUGAUUGUCGAUUGCAACA
Messenger RNA from Triticum urartu, 1262 nucleotides. Its product is annotated as flavonol 3-sulfotransferase. The record is from RefSeq and is a predicted model, not a curated record. NCBI's taxonomy places the organism in Eukaryota, Viridiplantae, Streptophyta, Magnoliopsida, Poales, Poaceae. Gene Ontology annotation, molecular function: sulfotransferase activity.